Molecule: messenger RNA, 2638 nt
Organism: Oryza sativa Japonica Group (Japanese rice)
Lineage: Eukaryota; Viridiplantae; Streptophyta; Magnoliopsida; Poales; Poaceae
Source: RefSeq, a predicted model, not a curated record
AGAGAGAAAAAAAAUCUAAAAUAUUAGAUCAUGAUGAGCCUAUAUUAUAACGGUUGAGGUUGAUUGGAUACCUAUAAGUAUUAAGGUUAGACAAAAUAUAGAGAGAAAUUAAUUCUACUCAAACUUGGUAAAAAAAAUUGCUACCCUAAAAAAAAUAGAAAUCAUGUUGGAAUCAUAUCCGGACACCCAUUCGGACAAUGUCUCACACCUCACUACCACGUACUCCAUGUUUUUUUAGAGUACAUGUUUUUCUUAAUAAUACUAUAAAAAAAUAUUUAUGCAUUGUAACGGGUGAAUGUUAUUAUAAUCUUAUUAUUGUUAUAUAAUUUAGUUAAGAUGAAAUUCAAUGUGGAAAUUCACUUGGGUAUAUACUUUUUAGAAAAUCAUAAGCUGCAAUUAAGAGCCUGAUCAUCUCAAGUUAGCAUGCGAGUUUUUUAAAAAUAUAUCUUAUACGACUCCUUCCGUAUUUCCAAAAGCGAACCUAAAACCUGGCUCAAAUAUAGAUUUGUAUUUUUAAAAUCAAACGGAUUUAAAAACCGACUCAUACAUUGUAUGAAUAACGUAUCAAGAUACACUAUACGCAGCAUCAACAUAUGGCCUCAUAUGUAUAGUUAUACAUGUCUAUGAAUAAAUAUAUAUGGUGGGUUGAGAAUAUAUAUUAUUAGUUUGGUUGAUUGAUGGUCGAUCAAUCCAUCAAAGUUGGCACGUAUAUAGCAGCCUGCUAUUGCACGGGCAACAAUUUUUGACCUUAUAAAAUCUGUCAAUAUUUAAUGCCAUUAUGUUAGCUUUAUUUUUUUAACGAACCGCCAGUUAGAUAGCGUGAAGUUUCAUUGAAUAUAGUAGUAAAAAGUUAAAAAGAAAAAAAAAACUACACCAUGCACUGGUAUCGAUGUCCCACACAACCGAGGAAUGUUUGCUUUACAAGUUGAAAAUAGGAAAUAAUCCGAAUUACACCCCUAAACUAUAGCAGCGGUGUAAAUUACCAUCUUAAACCAUAAAACAGACAUCAUUCAGUCUCAACUUUUUAAAAUGCUUAUAUUUUAGGAUGGAGCGAGUAGUAAUGAUAUUUUUUAAAAAACUAAUAAAUUAUAAUGGCAUGGAGCCCACUAAAAGAAAAACUCCAAGUCUAAAGCAAGCCGGUCCAACCAGCCGUCGACCUAACCAAAUUUCUUCCUCGUAAUUUCUUCCUACGCCGCCAACGCCAUCUGUCCGUACGCUGCUGCUGCCGCCGUCUUCUCCCUACACAACGGUGGAGCCGCUUUCCUAUCCCCUUCACGACGCUGUCUCCCUCUCCGUCGGGAUACCAUGGAGAUGGGAUUUGAUGAGAAAUUUGCACUUCUGAGGAGCAUUGCGGAGGAGUGCAUAUGCGAGGAUGAGCUACGCGUAUUACUGAAGAAGAAGCCUAAUCCCAUCUGCUGUGUUUGGUUUGAGCCAACCUCCAUGAUGGGCAUAGAGCAGGGUAUUAUGAAGACAAUCUAUGUCAACAAAAUGGUUAGAGCUGGCUGUACAGUUAAAAUAUUGAUAGCAGAUUGGUUUCCGCAGCGGAACCCUAGAUUCACCUGUAACCUAAACAAAAUACAGGCUAUUAUCCGCUACAAUAUCAUGAUGUGGAAGGCAGUUGGCAUGCACCUUGACAAAGUAGAGAUCAUAUGGUUUUCUGAUGAAUUGAAUCAUCACGCUGUCGACUACUGGCCAUUUGCUAUGGAUGUUUCCAGAAAAUACACCAUGAAAAGAAUGGCAAGUUAUUGUAAGUAUGUGGAACCAUAUGGGCCAGGAAUACUUCCUGCUGCCCAGAUAAUUUACCCUUGCAUGCUGGUUUCUGCUGUAUUAUGCCACAAGUUGCAGGCAGACAUAUGGCUAUUCAGCAUGGAUCUGCGAGACAUUGUCAUGCUAACUAGAGAUUAUUGUGAAGAUACAAAUAGGGGAAACAUACCAACUAUUUUCCUGCACUCUGUGCUACCUAAUUUACUAGAAAACCCCGAAUUCCAGAAUAGAAGAAAUCCUGGACGGACUAUCUUCAUGCUAGAUGAUGAGGAUGAUAUAGAAGAAAAAAUAAGUUGUGCUUUCUGCCCUUCGAGAGUAGUAGCAUGCAACCCAUGUUUGGAGUAUAUAAAAUCUGUUGUCCUUCCUUGGUUUGGGAAGUUUGAGGUCGUUCAGAAGGAAGGGAAUGGUAGCAACAAGACAUAUUCAAGCAUGAAGGAACUUAUUGCUGAUUAUGAAAGUGGCGAUCUUGACUCUUUUGAUGUCAAGUUGGCACUGGGAAAAGCAAUAAAUGACAUAUUAGAGCUUGUCAGCGAGUUUUUCCGUAGCAACGAGGAAGCUCAAGCUCAAAUUGUUCCCCACAGGUUACAGGAUGAAAUUGGGGCAGAUAUCCAGAAGAUCCAAUUGCAGAACGAGGAGAUGUCUGGUCAUUGAUGCCACAGCUGAACGAGGAAGAAAAAUACAAUAUAUGUGUUGCCGAUAGAGGAGAAAUCUGGGUUUCUUUGGACAAACUUGUAUAUAUUGCCGCUAGAGGAGGAAAUGAAUAAGAUAAACUUGUUUAAAUGUUUCUGUAACUGUACCAAACAUACAUCGAUGUGACGGAAGUUUUCAAAUAUAUGUAAAUUAUUAUUAUUUAUAUACUAGGGUGAAUUUGUGA